This is a messenger RNA of Ostreococcus lucimarinus CCE9901, 1398 nucleotides long. RefSeq lists its product with no specific name. Gene Ontology annotation, molecular function: protein-lysine N-methyltransferase activity. Gene Ontology annotation, biological process: peptidyl-lysine monomethylation. The transcript has a single exon. Gene Ontology annotation, cellular component: nucleus. The coding region runs from base 1 to 1398 and encodes 465 amino acids. The record is from RefSeq and is a predicted model, not a curated record. Lineage: Eukaryota; Viridiplantae; Chlorophyta; Mamiellophyceae; Mamiellales; Bathycoccaceae.
AUGAAAGAGAACGGUGACGAGGCGAACGAUGACGCGUUCGACGCUUUUUUGCGAUGGUGUCGAGCGAACGCGAUCGAAGUGCGCGAGGAUGACGUUGAAUUCACUUUUGCCGUGCAAAAGGCGAACAAGGACCGCGGCGUGACGGCCAAGCGCGCGCUCGAGCGCGGCGCUAUUUUGGCGGUGAUCCCAUUCGAAGCGUGCUUGACGCUGAAGACGUGUUCGCGCGCGGACGUGGCGGCGAGCGUGGAGGAGGCUUUAGUGAAGACGAAGACAGAGGCGAGUUGGUUGUGCGGGUUGACGGCGGCGCUUUGCGUGGAGCGUUCUCUCGGGUUGAAGUCGCGGUACUUCGCGUACGAUAGAGUGUUACCGAGGUGUGAAGCUAACGUCGUGUGCGCGUGGAACGAUGGCGAGCGGAGCUAUCUCGCGGGCACGGAAGUCGAAACUUCUCUCAGGGACGAGGCGGCGGCUGCAAAGAACGAGUGGGAACGCGUCGUCGCGCCAGUAUUUAAGGAGCACGGCGUAGAGUGUUCGUUCGAGCAAUUUAUCGAAGCGCGUACUGUAGUGAGUAGUCGCGCGUUCACUUUAAGCCCGAACGCGGGCGUUGGGUUGGUGCCGAUUGCCGAUGCGUUUAACCAUCUCACCGGCAACCAUCACGUCAACGUGGGCGAUGGCGAUGCCGUCGUGCGUUCAGAGACUGGUGGUGAGGCAUUGUGCGUGAAGGUGACGAACGAGCAAGGCGUCCGCCGUGGAGAUGAGAUUUUUAACACGUAUGGAUUUCAUGGGAACGCGAAGCUACUCAAUAGUUAUGGAUUCACUCAAAACGACAAUCCAGCGGACGAAGUGCGACUGACGACUACGAACAUUCGCACCGAAGCGGCGUUAGCAGGCGUGUGUUCUGGGACACAGCUGACAAAACGAUUCGAAUGGCUCGAACGGACGCAAGUGUGUGCCCCAGAUGCGUCGUUUUCGAUUUCAAAAUCGCAAGCUAUUAGUGAAGAGCUCUGUGCGGUGGUCUGGACCUUGGUCGCGAGCGAGGACGCGUUUCAGAAAAUUAGGCACACAAAUCGGCAUGCGGACGCACUACACGCCAUAGAAACAGUCUCUACGGCAAUCAACACAAUGAAAAUACGUGGAAACAACCCGUCAACGCUCACGCCGGAGGUUGCGGAUGUUAUUUCGCUCGCGAUUGAACGGCGCUUGAGCUUGUAUCGUUCGCAAACAAACAUAGAUGGCGGCGUCUCGCCUCCGCGUGUUGAGUUGGCAAUUCAGUUGAUAAACUCCGAGCGCGCAAUUCUAAAUUCUGCGUUGCUCACGUUGACAGAGUUCGUGAACAAGCACAGCCACAACCGUGCGAAAGGGUCGAAGGACGACUCAGACGCGUUCGCUCUAUUCGAUUAG